AUGGCUUCUCUCCGAGGAGCUCCUCCGGGAGUGUUUGAGAUUCAACAGAGCAGUUCAUUUCAAGGGAUACAGCCUACAACAACGCAUAGAUACGCGUCAGAGAACAAUGGCCAUGUGUCCCACCAGGAAGCACUCGAGGAAGCUAGUGAUUUCGAAGAGGAAGAGGUAGAUGAGUCUGUUCGAGAAGACAUGAACAAGCUUGAAGAUACCUUCCCUGGUAUCUCGGAUCGGUUCCGUCUCGUCAAUCGCAUUGGAGAAGGAACUUUCUCGACGGUAUACAAGGCGGAGGAUCUGCUCUACGAUCACUACGAUAACGACUGGGAUAUCUUCGGACAAGCGCAAGCGCAAGAACAAGAGGCGUGGGCUAGCCCUCCUUCCAAGCGCCGUCGAGUAGACGGAGCACCUGGUAGACGGAGAAAUGCCCGAUAUGUGGCAUUGAAAAAAAUCUACGUUACUAGUAGCCCUAUUCGAAUCCAAAACGAGCUGGAGCUCCUCCAUGAUCUUCGAGGCUGUCGGUCCGUGUGCCCGCUCAUCACGGCAUUUCGAAUUCAAGACCAAGUUGUUGCUGUCCUGCCUUACUUCCCACAUACGGAUUUUCGUAUUCAGUACCGAACGUUCAUGGUGGCAGACAUGCGCCAUUAUCUACGAUCCCUCCUAACCGCAUUGCAUUCAGUUCACGACCAUGACAUUCUUCAUCGCGAUAUCAAACCAACUAAUUUUCUCUACAAUCCAGACCUCAAGGAAGGUGUUCUAGUGGACUUUGGUCUUGCUGAGCGCCAUGGUUCUGAGUACGCUAGUCCAUGUCUGUGUACUCACCAAUCAUAUGUUCGCCGAAGCCGAAUACUUUCCAGCUACUACUCAAAGAAUCCGCCGUCCGGGGGCCUGUCAAGUGGGUAUCCCAAAAACGACUCUCGUUCAUCAAGGCGAGCGAAUCGAGCAGGUACUCGAGGCUUCAGAGCUCCCGAGGUAUUGUUUAAAUGCACAUCACAAACAACGAAGAUCGACAUGUGGUCUGUUGGUGUGAUUCUCUUGACCCUACUUGGCCGUCGGUUCCCAUUCUUCAACUCUGCAGAUGAUAUCGAUGCUAUGAUUGAGAUGGCCAGCAUAUUCGGUACGCGCCGAAUGAAGACUGCGGCAGCCAUGCAUGGUCAAAUCUUUGAAACGAAUAUUCCUACCAUUGGUGAAAAGGGCUACAGCUGGGAAAAGUUGGUGAAAUGGUCUAGUUGCGUGGAGGAUUUAACAGAGAGUGAACAACAGGCAACACGCCUUCUUGCCGGUUUGAUGGAGCUAGACCCAUCAAAGCGGCUAAGUGCAGAAGAUGCCUUACAACAUGAGUUUUUUACUAGUCCGGUGCAUCAUGACGUGGAGUGGGGAGGCAAUCCAGAAGAGAGUGGAGACUCAGCUGAAGAGGAUGAAGCUGGGGAAGAUGAAGCUGAUGAAGUCGCCAUGCUAUGA
This is a messenger RNA of Penicillium angulare, 1455 nucleotides long. Its product is annotated as serine/threonine protein kinase CDC7. The record is from RefSeq and is a predicted model, not a curated record. Gene Ontology annotation, cellular component: nucleus. Gene Ontology annotation, biological process: mitotic DNA damage checkpoint signaling; protein phosphorylation. Lineage: Eukaryota; Fungi; Ascomycota; Eurotiomycetes; Eurotiales; Aspergillaceae. Gene Ontology annotation, molecular function: protein serine/threonine kinase activity; ATP binding. The coding region runs from base 1 to 1455 and encodes 484 amino acids. The transcript is spliced from 4 exons.